Adelges cooleyi (spruce gall adelgid) is the source of this 4920-nucleotide messenger RNA. RefSeq names its product zinc finger protein 808-like. The coding region runs from base 646 to 4533 and encodes 1295 amino acids. The record is from RefSeq and is a predicted model, not a curated record. The transcript has 6 exons. Lineage: Eukaryota; Metazoa; Arthropoda; Insecta; Hemiptera; Adelgidae.
UUCUCGUCUGCCCUGCCGACCGUAUCGUAGAAUCGUGGUUUCGUUUACAGUAUUAUAACGAAAUGUGAAUGGGGGAAAACGGUAGUGGACACUAGUAAUAUGCCAAUGUCAUUUGGUUUCGCAACUUCUCGAACUUUUUUUGGAUCGAAUUUUCGGUGAUUCGCGCCGAAUAGUUGACGCCGACUUAAGUGCCGUCGGAUUGCGCCCUGAACCGUGGACGUACGCUCCUGCCGUCGGAGCGCCUUGGCCGCAGCCAGUCAUAGUCGCGCGCCGGAUAUCCACUUGCCGCGGGUGUACUUCUGCGAUUGCCCCUUUUUGCCGACUACGUUAAUCCGCUGUCCCUGUCCACCAUCUCGGUGGCCGACGACGCCAUAGCCGGAUAUCCACACGGUCGUGCAAAUGGCCGACUUUGGACGUGGGCCAGUUAUGUAAGGGGCCCCGAUAGUGACGACACUGCGCCACCUUCCCGCCCGCGCCCGUCUCUGUGCCGCAUUGCUCCGUCACUCACGGCUGCGACUUUGGACACCUCGCAGCGACAUCGCCCAGAACGGACCUAUGCACGCGCUUGCCAAGAAAGUAUUGGAAAUUCAACUAUUCAUUUAACAUGUGUGUUGGAGAAAUAUUACUCUUAACUUUAGUGUAACUAUGGAACCUAAUCAAUCUAUGCAAAAUAACAGAAUGUCUCGACUACAUCACAUCCAACCUGAAGUUUCGAUCUUUGCAGUUUCACCUAAUCCUCCAGCUAACAAACCAAAGAAAAUCAAAAGCGAUCCUCCGCCUCUGAAACCUGCAACAUGGCCAACCAAACCAGUUGGAUGCAAACCUGUUGCGUCCAUGCAAUUGCAACAGUUUUUAAAAUCUCAACGUCAAAAUCACAAACAGCCUACACAAAGACUACCUCCACCAUUGAAUAAAAUGCAAUAUUUUGCAAACGAUAGCCGCACAGAGUAUCAAAAACAACAACAACAAAUGCAUCAGAAACUCAUGCAACAACGUAUGAUUUCCAACAAUAAUAGCCACCGCGAACAUUCGCCAAAUCCACUGGAUUUUCUUGAGAUUGGAGUGCAUGCCGGUACUGGUGUUAUUAAUAAUAUUGCAAAAGAUAAUAGACCUAAAAAAGUAGAGGGAAAAAGUGCACCCCAACCGGAUUCUAGUAGCCGCCGAAAAAACGCCAAUCCAAGAAAAGUAGCACGAGAAAAUGAACUUGAAACGCCAGGACCCAGUGAUAAUGCCGUCAUAUCUCCAAUUAAACCAGAAAAUCUUCGACAGUCUUGCUUGUUAUGUGAACGGAAUUUUACCAACAAAUUUGAUUUAAGUCAACAUAUAUCAGAGGUGCAUGGAAUCGAGCCUUCGGAUUUACAUCAGUUAAAUGGAAACAUUGGCGGCGAAGACGAAGAACUGGCCGAAAGUAUGAUGGAAGCGGAACUUGUGUUCUUUUGUGAAGUGUGUACAAGAGAGUUUCAAGACAAAGCUAGUUUAUGGUUGCAUAUGGUCAGAGGUCAUAAACAAGAAGCUGCAGUUACAUGUGGAGUUUGUAUGAAAAUUUGCAACGACAGCAAGUCUCUAAUGGAGCACGUCAACACCGAACAUCCAAAAUCUAGCGACACUGCUGAUUCUGUACAACGUAGAUAUAGAUGUCAAGUUUGUGCUCGGCAACAUGAUACUAAAAAGAAAAUGAUGAGACACGUCGUCAUCCAUACAGUGUAUGACAAUGAAGGUCAAAUAAUUGAUCCUGAAAAAUUGAUCAUAAUCAACAAUAAUUUUCAUCCUACCAAAGCUACAAAUUAUGAACAUUAUACUAUUAGCUGUCAAGUGUGUCACAAAGUAUUCCCUAGUGAAGAGAAAUUGCUUAGACACAUGUCUUCCGUUCAUCUGAUGACUGGCUGUGACGACAUGAUAACCACGACGUCUGGCACAGCAUCUGCUAAUACUUCUCAAAGUAGUUUUCUUAAUCGUUGCGAGUUGUGUGGUGAUUCGUGUGGUUCUCGGACUGAAAAAUGGUGGCACGUCCUCAAAGAACAUGGUUCUAAUGAAACCCUUAUAUGCCCUAAGCCAAAUUGUAAAAAACUGUUUGUCUCGCCAGCAUUGCAAAUCGAACACCAAUCACAUCACGAAACACAAGGCGAUUGCCCUAAUACUUGUGAGGUGUGUGGACGUUUGUGGCCGAACCGAAAUGAUUUUUACAAACACAUAAUGGCUGUACACGCCGAAGUGAUGCCUCUGUUGUGUGGUUUGUGUUUAAAAGUACACUUAGACGUACCCAAACUUAGAGAACACAUCAAAGAAAAACACGAACCUUUAGUUUCAAAAGAAAAUGCUAUAUAUUGUGACAUUUGUGGACGGACGUAUACAAAAUGGUCGAAAAUGAUGCGACACCGAGCAAUUCAUAAUGUUGAAGACCAAGUAUCUCAUUUUGUCACUGAUCAAUUGACCGAGGUAAACUUAAAGUGCACGUUAUGUCCAGAUACAGAAUUUAAAACUGUCGAAGAAAUUUCAGAACACCGUAAAAACGAUCACCAGUUACACGUGUGUGAUCUCUGUUCAAAAUAUUAUAGUGGCAACAACCAUUUAUGGAAACAUGUAAGUAGGCAACACAAAGGUCAUCCAGAUGUUACUUGCAGUUUAUGUGCUCGUACGUCAGCUUCAAGAGUCCAUCUCAAAAGACAUAUGAUGAAAUAUCAUUCGGACCCUGUUGAUCAGCUCAUCGACAAGUCUAAUAAUAGUAAUUGUGCCGUAGCAAGUAUUAUACAUCAGUGUAUUAGAUGUGAUAAAGUGUUUAGGAUUAGAAGUUUAUUGAAAAAACAUCUAAAAUAUUGUAAAGGCAAGCGAGAUUCAAUGAUACCUAAAGAGAAAGGCGAUUAUCCUUGUUCCAAAUGUAGUAAGACAUUUGAAUAUCAAGCAUAUUUGAACAGACAUCUUCGACACAGCCAUUUAGUCCAAUAUUGUGAAUUGUGUUCCGAAGACAAAACUGGUGAACAUUUUGACAGUAAAAUGUUGUUGCUGGAUCACAUUAGGCAAAAACACGGAAACAAUCCAGAAUUGACUUGUGAUAUCGAUGGCUGUAACAAAGUGAUGAGAACGAAAGCAGAUUGUCAAAAACAUAAACGUGACCAUGUUCGCCGAGUGUUUUCAUACGUCUGUGAAUUCUGUGGCGAUAUGCAUUCAAAUAAAAAAACUUACAGAAAACAUUUACGGCAACGUCACAAAGGAAACACUCAGUAUUUGUGUGGUGUUUGUAUGGAAGUGUGUGUUGACAGUGAUGGUCUUACGAAACACUUACGCGAAUCCCAUCCACAAACAUUCACAAAACCAAAUACAUGUCAAAUUUGUGGUAAGAUUUUCUCUGUGGCCAGCAAAGUUGGUGAACAUAUCGACAAAAUACAUGGAAAAAACUUGAAGCCUUGUAAAAUUUGUUGGAAAGUAUUUAAUGAUUUAGAUGUUCUGAAAGACCAUGUAGAAAAUCAUCCUGCAAAAGAAGACUCUCCUAAAGCUACUCCGGUUAAAAAAGUAAUUGACCCUAAGCCUAAGGCACCAAAGCUUUAUGGUCUUCCAAAGGAACUAGCGGAACUUGGAUUCAGUGAGGAGCAACAAGAGAGUCUUAAAAGAGAUAUAGAUGAUGUUACUUCAGAUAUUAACACAAAGAGACUGAGAAAACUCCACUCGUGUACAGUUUGUUACAAAAGUUUUCGAUUUGAAACCGACUUAUUCGAUCACAGAAGAGAAGAACAUUCAAUUAUUGAUGAUAAUUAUGUGGAAGAGGAAACUGAGCGCAGUAGAGAUGCACCUGCACUACCAAAAGGCAAAAAGACUAUUUGUACAAUAUGUAGGAAAGAAUGGUUAAGUUUAAAACACUUUUGGCAGCAUUUGAUUCGAGCUCAUCGUCCUCAAGCUGCGUUUGUUUGUGGAAUUUGUUGCAGAAUAACUUCGAGUUAUAACAAUUUGUCUUUACAUUUGGAUAACCAUCAUCAAAACGCUACAGUUGCCUCAUUAUUUUCUUGUGACAUUUGUGGCCGUAAUCAUAAUGCGUAUUCUAAACUUAAAAAACAUCGGCUUAUUCAUUCCAACGCACCAGAGAUAACUGACAAAUUUCAUUGUGACGAAUGCGAGAUUGUGUUUAAUACUCGUUCAUUUGGAGAAAAACACGUUGCUACUCACGGUGCUGGUAGUAAGUUGUGUGAUGGCAAAGAUUUGUGUCAAGAAAUGGAUGAAGAAGUAUUAGAAGAUCAAACAGAAGAAGAAGAAGAAGACGUAGAAAACGACAUUGAACAAAAUCAAGAAAAUGCCGCAGAUGACGAGGACGACGAUGAUGAUGAAGAGGCAGAACAAAAUGAAGUUGAUGAUGACGACGAAGAAGAAAAUGAUCAGAGUGUUGAAGGCGAAGAGGACAAUCAAAAGUAUGAUGACAAUGUUGUCGCCUUGAAUGCUGUAACUGAAGAAGACAAUGAUGACGAGGAUGAUGAAAACGAACCCUCUCCCAUCAUUCUCUUUGAUCGUCGUGCUCUAUUUCCUGCUACCAUUAACAUUGUUCCCUAACCCGUUUAUUUUAUGUAAACAAAAAAAAAUGUUAUGUUCUGUACAAAAAGUAACUAAGGAAGUCAAUUUCGUUAAAAGAAAAGUAUAAAAGACUGGAAUACUGUCAUUGGUUGGCAUACAUUAUAUGACCUAUGAUACCAAAAUAUAAUUGUAUAUAUACUUUUUUUAAAUACAUUUAAUAGGAUGGGUUUUUGUUUUGCACAUUAUAAUUUAAUACCAUUAAUAAUUAAAAAAUAUUAUUUAUAUAUUUAACACCAAACAAUUAAAAUUAUUGUUGUUUUGUAAUUUUGUUAUUUACUGUUGAAAAGGCACUUUAAUACCUGUUAUAAUAAUAUAUUUCUUUGUAAAUAUUUUCCAAAUUUGACAUAUUGUGUAAAAUUGUACAGC